ACUUAAAAGUAGUUGGGGAUGGCGAGGACGAGGCAGUGUGAGCUUAGCCGUCGUCAGGACUCGGAGUGUGAUUAGCCCGCGUGCGUGUAGUGUGUAGAAUACCAUGGCUGCCUCUUCCUCUUGUCUCUUCGUCGCCCUCGCCCUCUGCCUCGUCGGGUCGUCGUGGGGGGAGGUGCACGAGAUCCCCGUCAGGAGCUGUGAUGGAGCCACAGCGCCAAGCAGCCUGAAGAUGGAAUGCACACAGUAUCUCCGUGGGACUUGCAUACUCGAGAAAGGGCAAACAUACAACCUCACAGCUGAGUUCACGCCAGACCGAAACCUCCGGGAGGUGAAGAGCCACGCAGCCUGGAAGACGUGGGUCGAGAUGCCCCUGUACGGGCAGGAGAGCCAAGUCUGCAACGGCGUGUACCUGACCUGCCCUUUGCGCUCAGGUCAGCCAACGAGGUUCUCAUACCCGUUCCACGUCCACGAGUUCCUGAUGAGGCGGCGAUACCCCGUCAUCUGGCGACUGAGGGACGUGGACAGCGAAGACACAACGCUGUGUUUCGUCUUCAAUGUUAAAAUCUUGUAAGGAAAACACACAACACAACACCACACACACACACACACAACACAACACACACACACACACACACACACACACACACACACACACACACACACACACACACACACACACACACACACACACACACACACACAUACACACACAAACACAGCAUAAGAAUGUUAACAAAAUAUAACCGGUGAGGAGAAUAGAGCAGUCAUUGCGAAGUCAAAGAAAAAGACAGAAAAAAGAUAGAUACAGCUCACGUUUUCGAGUAAAGAAAGAAGAAUAGAGAGAAAACGAAGAAGAAAAAUCGGGCAUUCAAAUACAGAAAGCAGCAUAAAGACAAAAAAGUAAACGUCACUCUGCAUUGCAACUUUUUUUUGUCGUGUCAUUUCGAAAUGUGUUUGAAUUUAACAUGAUUAAAGAAACAAGAAACUAAGAAAAUGAAAAAAUAAAUCAAAAUAAGAAAAUAAAUACCGAAAAAUGACUGACUAGUCUACGACAUAAGAUUCAAGCAUUGAAGAGAAAAGAAAACAAGAAAUGACAAUAUUGUGAAGACGAGAAGAAAACAAAUGCUUCCCAAAACAAAAGACAGAAGCGAAGCGAACGUACAAAUCAUGCACAACGAACACAUAUUAUUUAUUAACCAAACCGGUGAGGAAUUUACCGCCAAAGCAUGGUAUACGCCUGUAAUUAAACUUGUAUUUAAUAAAACUAAAAGAUGA
Molecule: messenger RNA, 1275 nt
Organism: Penaeus vannamei (Pacific white shrimp)
Lineage: Eukaryota; Metazoa; Arthropoda; Malacostraca; Decapoda; Penaeidae
Source: RefSeq, a predicted model, not a curated record